Episyrphus balteatus (marmalade hoverfly) is the source of this 2853-nucleotide messenger RNA. Its product is annotated as protein SERAC1. Gene Ontology annotation, molecular function: hydrolase activity, acting on ester bonds. Bases 351 to 2666 code for a protein of 771 amino acids. The transcript is spliced from 5 exons. NCBI's taxonomy places the organism in Eukaryota, Metazoa, Arthropoda, Insecta, Diptera, Syrphidae. The record is from RefSeq and is a predicted model, not a curated record.
UCACAACAGCAAAAAAAAAAAAAGAUAACAAAAAACUAUUUUCACUUUGAUGCCAAUAAACGCGAAAACAAACACAACAAAAAAAUAUUAUUCACGUUUUAUAAAUUCACUUGCGCGAGCCGUGGCCCUCUUAAUAUCUAAUUGAAAUUCAUAGUGAAUACAACUCAAAACAAGAAAAAGACAAAAAAAAAAACUGCAUAUAGAAGACAAAGGAAAUUACUAGAAAGUGAUUUCAAAAGUUCAGUGAUAAAAAAAAUAAAAUUAUAAUAAAAGUGCGAAAUUAAGUGAAUUUUAUAACAAAAAGUAAAUUUAUUUAAAAAAAAGGCCCGCAGCGCCUGAAAUUUUUGCAGAUGAUGACAGAUUCAUUGAGAAAAAUUGCUCAAAGUAGGAAAUUUUAUAGUGCCGUUGGAAUUUUGACAGGUUGCAGCCUAGUGCUUUACGAGAAGCACAAAAUCAAUCAAUUUCUCUCGAAACUAGUUAAUCCCAGUGUGCUCGAUGUCGAGAAAAAACGCCCUGACUACAUUUACAUUAAAUAUCACAUCUAUCGUGAGUCCAUGAGGAAACUACAACGCAAGCAGGAACAAGAUAAAAAUUGGAUCAAUGUUAUAAUCAAUCCUGUUGGCAAAUGGUGGAAAUCAUUCAAACACUCUGUUGCAUGGCGUCUCCUUAACAUUGCCCAAAAUGGCAACCAACAUGAACGUCUAAAGGCCAUUCAACAGCUAUCAAGCAUUGAUCAUUUAAAAGAUUGGGACUUUCGUCAUUUGGCACAAAUUUGUGAUGCUCGAACUGCAAUUUCUCUAGCUCGAUCUGGUUGUGAUACCAGAUGGUUCCUACCAGUUCAUAUGGCUGGAGUUAUUAAGAAUCCCAAAUAUGCUUUAGCUGAUUUACACAAAAUGCUUGAAGAUCUUCAACCACAUGAAUGUGUUAAGCAUUUCUUGAAGAAAUACUUUCCAGCUACUGAUCCUCAUGGUGAUGAUAUUGAUGAAUUCAUACAACCAGGCAAUUCUCUAUCAGUUCAAGAUACUGAUUUACUGAAAGAAGUUAUUGCUUUUCUUCAUCAUAUCACAAAAGAUGAAGAAAUCUGCAUGAAAUUGAUUAAAGAAGGUGGUUUAAUGCACCUGAUGGAGUUGAAAAAGAUCUUUGCCAAAGAUAGUGAAACUCUAUCGACACUAUGCAAAGUUUUGGCUAAUAUGUCAAUGUCUGAAGAAUCAGUACAAGAUUUCUUUGCAUCUGGUUGGAUUGGUGUCCUUGCUGAAUGGCAAAGAGGUCAUGAUAUUCGCUUGCAAGUUACAGCAGCUAAAUGUUUGGCUAAUCUAGAUCAUGACGAUCCAAAUUAUACACAAUAUCCACCAAAUGUUUAUCCUUUGCAUCCUUUGAUGAGGACAAGGACUAAACCAAAAGCUGAUGUUGUCUUUAUUCAUGGUCUUUUGGGUGGUGUAUUUAUUACAUGGCGCCAAAAGGAUCGUGUUCCAACGGAACUUGGUCUCUAUGGAAAAAAUGCAUUCUAUACAAAUGAAGUUGAUGAUGUAUUCUUAAUUGGAGAAGCCAAAAGAAUGUUGAAUGGCAAAAAUGGUAUCAAGAAGAAUGAAAAAGCUAAGAAAGUUCCAGUGGAACCAGUUGUUGGUCAAUUAAUGAGUCAGACCAAACAUACAGAUAAAGAGUUGGAAAUAAGUGAUGAAGCUACAAAAGAGCUGGUAGAAACUUUAAGAAGUGAAGCUGAAUUAAGUCCAGAUUGGGAAGUUGUUCAUCCAGACAUUCCAUUAAAAGCAAAUGAAGGCUGCCAGGGGGAAUUUAGUGUCAAUGGGAGUGAAUGGAUUAAGCAGGAUAGUGAAGAAUAUACAAAUUGCUGGCCGAUGGAAUGGUUGCCUGAGGAUCAUCCCAAUAUGAGAAUCCUUGGUAUAGACUACACAUCGGCCGUUAGUGAAUGGUCAGCAAACUUUACAAAAUACUGUCCCUGUGAGAAAGGUCAAGGGCAUUUCGAUGUAAGAGCCACAUCUCUCCUUGAACGUAUUUCUCGAUCAGAUGUUGGAAAAGAUCGUCCAAUAAUUUGGAUUGGUCAUUCCAUGGGUGGAAUACUAACUAAAAUCAUGUUGAUGAAGGCUCUUGAUAACCCAGAUCCCCAAGUGAGACAAAUUGCAGAUAGUACACGAGGCAUUGUAUUUCUGGGAACUCCACAUAAAGGUUCUCCCAUUGCUAAAUGGAAGCAACAUAUGCAAGUAAUUCUUUCCCCAUCAAUUGAAGUUAAAGAAAUGGAAGAGAAUGCUCCAAAGCUCCUCGAACUUCAUAAUCGCUUCAUGCAUUGUUUAAAGACUUGCUUCCGACAUGUAAACAUCGUGAGCAUUGCCGAAGGAACACCAACAAUGUUGACUUCAUUUAAAUUCCCCCUGCGUAUUGUUACAGAAGAAUCAGCACGGAUAGAUCAUGGAGAUUUUUACAUUCUCAAAGAUGAUCAUUUGAGUUUGAGUAAACCAAUAUUCCGUCAAUCAUUUCUUUAUCAGAGGCUAUUACGAGUGAUUGAAGAAUCGAUUGAAAUUGAACCAAGUCAAGUACAAGAAGAAAAAGAAGUAGUACCAGUGAAGCAGGGUUAUACAACACCUGCUGUGCAGAGUGUUAGUUCUAGCCUUUGGUCGAUUAUUCCAACAUUUUUUGUCAGAUAUACCGCCUAAAGGUGGAAUUUGAAUUGUAUUCCUGCAAGACACUAAAAUUUGCUACUUGUGCCUGCCUGCACUCUAAACCUACGCCUAUGAGAGACUGUUAAUAAUUUUUUUAUUAUGAAAAAUAUUUUUGUUUUGUAUUUCUUUUUGUACCUAAAACUCACAAACAACCUUGAAUGUAUUAUUUGUAAAUUUAGUA